CCUUCGCUCCCGCUCAACAGAUGUUUCUUUUGCCGCUCCAAGAAGGCAAUAAGUUCACUUUUCUCUCUCUUCUCAAAAAACCCUAAAAAUUCAGAAGAGAGAAAGGUAAGCCAUAGAUUUUGCAGGUGAACCUGAGAGAGCUCUUUUGCAGGACAGUUUAAAAAUUUUUGGCGGGAUUUCCAAAGCUUUUCUUUGCUGAUUUCAACGGCUACUUGUUCCAGGACGGAACACUGCUUCAGGAUUGUUGUCCACUAUUAGAUAAGCUUAGACUUCCAAGUGUAAGUCCGGAUUGAUUGGUGUUAGUUCAUUGAAAUAAGAAUGGAGAGUUCAGAGGUUUUGGAUGCGUCAGGGCUUCGGAGUGUUGAAGUGACUUCACCUAGUGAUGGGUUAAUGCAGCCAGAUAUUAGCUUUAAGGAGGGUGAGAAUCUUGGAAGUGAUAUCUUGGAUGAUUUAGAAUCCUAUUUGGAAGACAUUGAUGACAGCCUUACCAUUUCGAGGAUGGUGAGUGAUUCUGUCAUUAAGGGAAUGGUGAAUGCUGUCAUUGAAGAUUCUGCUGAGAAAAUAGCUUUGAAAGAAUUGGAAGUGCAGACAUUGAAUGAAAGGUUGCAAUUUUAUGAAGCUGAUGCAGAUAAAGUUAAAGAAUUAAGGUUGUCAACUGUUGGAAUGGAUAAUGACAGAUCUCAGUUUAAGCUGCAGUCAAGCUUUCUUGGCACUCAUGUGCAGCGAGGUAGAACUGAAGUUUGUUUUGGCAAUUUAAGAGGGGCUGCAGAAGAGCAGUUUCAGAGGCUUCAAAAAGACAUGAACGACCUUAAGGAGUGUAAACUGGUUGGGAAAACGAUGCUUGGUGUUGGUACACAGAGAGUAGGUGGUCAUAUUCAAGGAAAUGUUGAAGACAAAUGGGAGGAGGUGGAUAAAACCCUAAAUUUGUUGAGAAGUAUUGUAAAUACUGUCUUGGACCAGGUUGAUGAUGUGGUUUACUUGUCUAAGACAUCACAUAGUGAGUGGCAGCAAGAGCAGGAGUUUCAGGAAGAAAUUGAAGCCAUGGUGAUUCAGAAUUCUAUCAAGAGCUUACAAGAGGAAUUGAAAAUUGAAGUUUGUAUUGGUGAAAAUAUUAAACAAUUGGUCAAUGAGAUUUCAAGUCUACGCCAAGAGCUGGAUUUCAUUUCAAAGUCUUUAUUCAGUUCCGAGUCGGGUUAUCUACCAUGUCAUGGAUCUCAUGAAAGUGCUGAAGAAUGGAAUGCUUCUUCAAAAGAUAAUAUCAACCAAAAGGCUAGCAAUCACAUAUCACUUCCCUCUUCCCUUCAAAAGGAAAAUGGAAAACUUGAACCUAAGAGCUCUUCACUAGAUAGAAUGGACUCUGCAGAGUUGAAGCACAGGUCAAUUGAUGAAUUAAUCAUCUUUUUCCAAGGAGAAAUGGCCAUCAUGAAGAGAAACCAUGAGUCAAUGUUGCAAGAGAAGACUGAGGCAUAUUUCAGCCUUAGGAGGGAAUUUCUAAAAGAAAGAGGUCCACUAUCUUUGAGGAGGGAUAAGGUGUUUGACUCAUUGAAGAAGAAGAUCCCAGAGGUCAUUUUAAAGCUGGAUGGUCUCCUGAAGGAGAAAAAGGAAUUGCCUGUGAGUUAUGAAGAUUCCAUGAGUAUCCGCUUCUUAAAGGAUAGACUUGAUGCUCUGCAUUCUGAGAACCGUCUGCUCAAAGAUUUACUCGCAAAUAAGAGAGAAGAAGUCAAAUGCUUAUCAUCACAGGUAUCCGAUGCCACAGAUAAAAUGUCCCACCAUUCUUUGAUGGAGGUAGAUUUGUUGGAAGAAACAAGGAAGCUGAACUGUGUUAUGGAAGAUUUUAAAAUGGAUGUUUCAGUUAGGGAAGAGAUAAACAUAUGUAUCCUUAGGGAUGUAGUUAGAAAGUUCAAGUGUGAUGUCGAAGAUUCAGACACGAAGUUUAGAGUCAUGCAAGAUAUUUGUAAGAUUAUUUUCAGGGAAUCUAUUAAGGAUGCUGAGGCAAUGAUGGAAUGGGGCAUCACAGAUUCAGAUAUGGAAUAUAUUAUCAUGCAAGAAGUUUGUGGAACAAUUCACAGAGAAGCUGUUAAGAAUGCCCAGGCUGCAAUUAAUCUUAUCAAGGCAGAAUAUGAAAAAGAAAAUGGAAAGAUAGUCUGUCUUGAAGCAACAUUUUUAGAAACUAAGAAAGCCCUAAGUUUAGAGACUGAAGAGAAGGAGCAAUUGAAGCAAGACAAGCUCUCAUUAUUAACAGUAGUGGCAGAGAAGGAAAAGUUGGCUGAGGAAAUAGAAUCUGCAAUGAUAAAGGAGAAGAAAUGCUAUGAACUGGUUUGUCAAGAGAUCGAUCAGCUAAAAGACCAUGUGAAUCAGCAAGAGAGACUAAUUUCAGAGAGUAAUAAGGAAUCAGAUACAACAAAGAGUAAAUUUGAGGAGGCUUUAAAACGUAUAGGUCAAUAUAAGGGAGAAAUUAGCAAACUAGAUCAGAAUCUUAAGCUAGCAAUGGAGAAGUUAAGUUUAGCUGAAGGAGAAAGAAGAGAUCUUCAUGCUGCUAUUCAAGAAAAGCAAGCCACUAUAUCAUUACUCAACUCAAAAGAAAGGGAACAGAGGAAGGAAAUGAAAUGCAUUAUGAUUUCUAUUGAAGGAUUAUCAAAAGCGGUUGCGGAUUUUGAGUGCCGACUAACAAAGAAUGUUGAGCAGAAUUCUUUGAGGUUGGAGAAAUUGACUUCACAAUUCCUUCCACUAGUCCAAAAGGCUACAGUACUCAAAAGAACAGGGCUGGUUUACAAACAGAAACUUGAAAGAAAAUAUUCUGACCUCCAAAAGGCUGAAUCAGAGGUUGACCUAUUAGGGGAUGAAGUGGAUGGUCUUCUAAACCUUCUUGAAAAGAUUUAUAUAGCUCUCGAUCAUUAUUCGCCAAUAUUGCGACAUUAUCCUGGGAUUAUGGAGAUCCUGAAAUUGGUUAGAAGAGAAUUAAGUGGAGAAACUGUUAAACUAUCUUAAUCAGCUCUUCAAUAAGGAAAUGUUUGCUAGCUGGGUCAUCAAACAACUUAUUAUGUGGCCAGGGGAUAAUUUCAAUAAAUGAUAGGCCACAUUCAGUUAAUCUGGUGCCCAAAACAUGUCAUGUGGCCAGUCCAGCACUUAGAUCAGCUAGUUCAGUGCUCCACAUGGUGUAAGCAGGUGGCUGUCAAUGCCAGCUUGCUUUGACAGGGCCAUGUAAGAAGCAAUUUCUCCUUUUUAAUUCUUCUAGUUAUUAUUGUCACCAUACAAUUUUACUAAUUGAGUCAUCAAAUGGAUGUGGAAGAUGCUGCUUGGGUGGUCAUGGUCACAC
This is a messenger RNA of Telopea speciosissima, 3316 nucleotides long. RefSeq names its product WPP domain-associated protein. The record is from RefSeq and is a predicted model, not a curated record. Bases 319 to 2988 code for a protein of 889 amino acids. The transcript has 6 exons. NCBI's taxonomy places the organism in Eukaryota, Viridiplantae, Streptophyta, Magnoliopsida, Proteales, Proteaceae.